Messenger RNA from Vigna umbellata (rice bean), 807 nucleotides. Its product is annotated as SWR1 complex subunit 6-like. Lineage: Eukaryota; Viridiplantae; Streptophyta; Magnoliopsida; Fabales; Fabaceae. Gene Ontology annotation, biological process: chromatin remodeling. The record is from RefSeq and is a predicted model, not a curated record.
AACAAACAUCCCGUCCAUUGCACUCCUUCACCUACACCACGGGUCAAGAGACUGGUAAAUUAAAUAAAAAGGGUCGCGACAACUUUCAAAAAGUGGUGUGGUGACGUAGUGCUUCAAAUUGCUCACUUGUCAAGCUCUUACAGGUAAUCUUUAAGAUUAAGGUUGUGUUUCGGUGACGCCUUUGAGUCGGUGAUUCCACGGAGUUAGGAAUGGAGGACGACGGUUCCAGCUCGAUCCGCCGCAUGUCAAGCCGAACGCGAAAAGUUGCGUCCAAAAUGGCCGCUGCACUUGCCAGCGCCGACAACCGCACUCAGGCGGCACUUGCGCGCUUGGAUGCUUUGGAGAAUGACAAUGCGGGUUUUGAAAUCGCAGAUGCCAAUAACGAUGAUGAUGAAGCUUCUCUCGACGAGGAAGAUCAAUAUUAUAUACAGAAAAAGCAGUCUAAAGGCACAAAAAGAAAGACCAGACAGGCAAAAGCACUUGAAGCUAGGAGGGCCCCGAGAACAUUCCUUGAGCUCUUGCAUGAGGCUAACUUAGAAUCAUUGCCACAUCACGUGCCCUCCUAUUGGAAAGCCGCAGUUGGACCUCCAAGCACAACCUCCCGUCGCCACUUCUGUACUGUUUGUGGUUUUUCUGCUAAUUACACUUGUGUGAGAUGUGGUAUGCGCUUUUGUUCCUAUAGAUGUCAAAAUGUGCACAAUGAUACUCGUUGCUUGAAAUUUGUAGCCUAAUUCAUGUCUCACAAAAAUGUGCACAAGAACAUUAUUGGACACACUAUUGUAACUUGUUAUAUAUCAGUGUUCACCA